This is a messenger RNA of Chara braunii, 8157 nucleotides long. Lineage: Eukaryota; Viridiplantae; Streptophyta; Charophyceae; Charales; Characeae. The record is from the annotation of a GenBank genome assembly.
ACUAGGUGCGACGAUAGAGUGGGUUUAGUGACUGGUAUCGGCCGAUAGAAGGGCGCGAUUCGAUGGUAGAGCAGGUUGGUAGAUUGGAGCUCCGGAUCGACAGCGUUAGAUGCCCUAGACCUCCAGAGACAGUGACGCCAGGCAGAGUGGCUCUAGAUCUGCCAGCUAGAGGGGUUUCAGCGGAUGCGACAGAGAGCAGAUGGUCGUCGACAUUAUUGGGCCCGGACGUACACCUAUGGCCGUACGUCAUCGAGACAUUCGAGCUGGACAGUCAGAGGUGGCGACGGCCUGGCACGACUAGUAUAGAGGUGGUAGGGCACAUCUACUACUCGCCGGAGGUGCUAGCCACGGUCUAUUUUCACGGCCUUGUGCACGGUCAUUGGCGUGAGGAGCAGACCGCGAGGACGAUCUUACUGGCUCGAGGGAGCUCCGCGGGCGGCGAGGUAGAGCGGCUGCACGGGAGAGUUCGGAGUGUGACGACGACCUUCAGGAUCGGAGGACUUUUCCCAUAUCCCAGUAGUCGACUGUGUGUCACACUUCCGGACUUUGUGGCGGAGGAGCUUUGGGGACUUAGGCGUCUGGGUGAGAUCUACUUCGCGGCUCUCGACUUGGACGGCCUCUGCCGAGGAUACGCUGAUAGGGACUGGGUGUUGUAUGCUCAGUUUGUAGCGGGGCCGCUUGUCGGUGAGCGAGGACUCCAGCUGAUUGAGUUCUUGCGGGACAUUGUACCUACCGGGAGCCCUGACCUAUACUCCUUAUACCAGCCCCUAACUUUCAGGACGGCGCUAGAGAGGGAGGCUCAGAGGCCUGCAGAUCAUCUAGCAGGAGUAGGGCAGCUGUUAGCCGAGACUCGUGAGGAGAGGCCGAGCCAUCUCAUCUCGACCUGGGAGGUUGAGGAGUAUUAUCAUGAGGAGACGGUUGGUGGACUCAGAGAGAUAGCUUUAGGCAGGACGGGUGCUGCAGGACGCGCCGGUAGUGGCGUCGUAAGAUCGAGUGCGUCAAAAGGACUAAGAGUGACACGGAUUGAGCGGCGUAUGGUAAUGAGGAGUGAUUCGAGUGCAUGGUGGGCUUAUGUCCUAUUGCGAGACUCAGACUCCUAUAGAGUGGGGAGACUGGCCGACCCUAGGGAGACUGCGCUCGACUACGACAUACCUCUUCCCGUGCGAUUGGAGGAUAGCCAUAGGGUGCCACUCAGAUACACCGGGACGUGGAUAGCAGAAGGAGUGUUUCUCUGGACAAUAGUUUUAGAAGUAAAGGGACGAGGUUGUAGAAGGCAGGUGGAGUUGAUAGGACACCUUAUUUAUGAUCGAACGCGGGAGGUUGAAGUAGGACUGACGCUAGUCGGUAUUGAGAAGAGCCUGUGGAGACAUGAAGCGUUGUCGAGAGCUCUUCUGGCUAGGAGGGCGAGAUCGAUAGCAGGAGAAGGUCGACCACAAGUGCGUAUCGUGUUCGGGCCGCCGCCGCAGGAUCUUCAUCCGGUACAGGGUUGGAGGUGGACUCUCCCGCCGUUCGUGAUAGACCAAGUAUACGGGAAAGUUAGGAGCCUAACGCGAGCGGUCCGGCAUACACACCUUGCUCUUGGAUUAGGGUUGGCACCACGGUUCAAAGAAACUUAUUUUGCGAUCAGUCUAUGGUGGAGGCACUUUGAUGAUGAGGAGCUGAGAGAUCUAAUAGACGCAACGUUGGGUAGACUGUCUGAGGCCGGUCGACUUAGUCGAAUACUGUCGGAGACGUGUGGAAGAGAAGUACGCGGGACUAGAAGACCUGAGGUAUUUGUUCAGAGAGCAGGAGGUAUGCCGGGUCGGAGAUCGGCUGGAAUCGAGGUAUCUGAUGCCCUUAUGGCAAGAGGGAAGUUGUCAGAAGUUGAUAGAUGCACGAUCUUCCUUAGCCGACUACCCAGAGGGAAGCAAGAGGCGGUGCUGAGGGAGACGCCUCGCGAUAAGUUAGAAUUCACUGCUCUACUUAAGCUGGCAAUGAAGGCUAAGGCGGAUGAUUACAAGGAUUUACUCUCGAGGGGCAUGCAGCGCGAGGACUUUUCCCUCUAUAAGGAGUACGGGACUGAUAGAUGCCCAUAUUUUAACGAUCAGCCGUGGGCAGAGCGACGUUAUUUGCUGGACAGGGACAGACCCCAGCGGUCGAGGGAUAACGACCCAGUAAUAAAGGAGAUGAGAGAGAUGAUGAAGGGGAUGGCCAGGCAAAUGGCAAAUUUCGAAACAAAGGUCGCAACUACGUACCGGGAUAAACCCGGGUCUCCUUACUCUUUGAGGUGGGACCGUAGGAACACCGAUCCGUGGAGGAGCGUCGAGGAUCGAAAUCCUCGCACACUGGCAGAUUACCGUGCGAGGGAGAGAGAUGAAGAUGACCGGAGACGUAGAGAUGAGGAUAGCUGGCGACGUCGAGAUGAUGACAUAGAUAGAGAUCGCCGACGCGACGGGUAUCGAGGAGGAGACUCCUCUAGACCGGUACUGAAAGACGAAACGGAAGUCGCUCCUGGCGUCAGGAGGUUCGUAGAGCAACACCUGACGGAUAUUUACGCUGUCCUGGAACAGUUAGAUGAAGCUAACCUGACGGUUAGCGGGACGAAGAGCCGAUGGGCGGUGUCGACGAUCAAGAUUCUGGGAUUUAUAUGCGAUUUGAGAGGCUGCCGAGCUGACCCUGGAAAGUUAGAGAAACUCUUGAACUGGCCGACCCCAUUGCAUAGUGCUACUGAGGUUCGCCAAUUCUUAGGAAUGGUAGGCUAUUGGAGGAUUUUCAUACGCGGAUAUGCCGAAAAGGCAGAACCUUUGCGCACUCUUCUUAGGAAGACCGAUAAAUUUUUCUGGGACACUCCUCAAGAGCUUGCAGUACAAUCCCUCAAGGAAGAAUUUAAAGAAGGCGGCCGAAUCUUAGGCGUACCCUUCUUCAAAGACGAAACCGAUAGACCAUUCAUAGUAUCUACGGAUGCUGGACCGUGUUCGGUGGGAGGUUUACUUUCUCAAAGAGAUGCUGACGGCAAGGAAAGACCAUUGAGAUUCGAGAGUCGUACCCUCAAUACUGCGGAACGCAACUACAAUCAGUUUAAGGAGGUGUUAGCUGUUCUGCGGUGUUUAGACGCCUUUAGGCACUACAUAUACGGGAGACGAUUUGUUCUCCGGGUUGACCCCACAGCUGUAGCGUCAGUUCUACAGAAGGACUUUAGUUUGACGGACCCUACGAUUGCGCGAUGGCUGAUCAGUAUCCGACUUUACGAUUAUACCGUGGAAAGGAUCUCAGGAACAAAGAACGCCGUGGCUGACGGGCUCUCACGGAUUCCGAUUGAGGCUGAGCGACCGAUAGCAGUUGCUGCACUGACUAUGACUGAGCCUAGACGAUUGGAUAGCUUCCUAGUCAACCUCUAUGAAGGUGAAGUAAGAGACGACGGAGGACAAGGGGAGAGAGAUGAGGGAGAUGGAGAUGGAGAAGAAGGGGAGGAAGACAAAGAGAAUGAAAGUGAAGAGGAGGAAGGAGGAGAUGAAGAGGGGAAAAAGGAGAAGGAAGAAGGAGGGAGUGAGGAGGAAGAAGAGGCAGAAGAAGGAGGAGAGGAAGAAGAAGAAGAAGAAGAAGAGGAAGAAGAAGAAGAAGAAGAAGGAGAAGAAGAAGGAGAAGAAGAAGGAGAAGAGGAAGAAGAAAAAGAUGGAGGUGAAGAAACUCAGCAGAAUAGGAUAUUAGCUGACACAGUCAGAAGCCUCGAGCAAGAACUGAUGAAACAUAAGUUCCAUUUCCGCGAGUACAAGUUCUCAGACCUGGAGGUAGGCCGGUACCACUCAAGUAGUGGUAGGGGUGUCGGGUACUGGAGGCCGAGCAGAAGAAGACAAAAANUUCAAGCAUCGAUGACGACUGAGUUUCGCGACUUGCUCGAUCGCAGCGUCCUCAUCUACCUUGAUGAUAUCUUGGUUUAUAGUAGGACGUUGGACGAGCACAUCGUACACCUUCRCGUUGUUUUGARUCGUUUGCGACUAGCCAAGUACAAAGCGAAUCUCGACAAGUGCGAAUUCGCCAGGCAAGAGCUUGAGUACUUGGGCCAUUUUGUCACGCCGAAAGGCAUUCGUCCCUUAGCGGACAAGAUCCAAGCCAUCGUGGAUUGGCCAGAACCCCGUUGCACUACGGAUGUACGCUCUUUCAUGGGUUUGGCUGGAUAUUAUCAGCGAUUCGUCGAGUCAUACUCGAAAGUGGCCGCUCCUUUGUCGAGACUUCAGUCCCCGAAGGUGCCCUUCGAGUUCGACGACGCAGCCCGCRGCGCGUUCACUACGUUGAAGGCAGCRAUGCAAGCCGCACCUGCCCUCCGUAUAUAUGACCCCACCCUACCCACCCAAGUGACUACGGACGCUUCGGGAUACGGUAUUGGUGCGGUGUUGGAACAGUGUCACGAGGACGGUUGGCAUCUGRUUGAGUACUUCUCCCAGAAGGUGCCUCUCGUCAACACUCUUGAUGAYGCUAGGAAGAAAGARCUACUCGCGUUCGUYACCGUYCUCAAACGGUGGCGCCACUUUCUUCUCGGCCGUCGGCGUUUUAAAUGGAAUACGGAUAACAAUCCGUUGACAUUUUACAAAACGCAGGACACGGUCACUAGUACGAUCGGUCGAUGGAUGUAUUACAUCGACCAGUUCGAUUUUGACCCGUGUCACUUUCCCGGUCCCUCCAAUCGAGCUGCGGACGCCCUCUCACGACGGCCCGACUUUUGUGCCAUUGUGACCACGGCAUUCGACCUCGAUGACRAUCUGCAGCAGCAUUUCGUCAAAGGCUACAAGUCCGAUCCGACUUACUCUACGCUUUACACAGAGCUUUCAUCGGAUCACCCGCCGGCUAGCCAUUAUCGGAUUUUCGACGGGUUCCUUCUCCUUCACACGAGAGGAAAGGAUUUGUUAGUUGUGCCCCAAGAUCACAUCUUACGGACUCGUCUUCUCGGCGAAUUCCACGACGCACGACUUUCGGCACACCUUGCCGUGAACCGCACACUAGCACGCCUCCGCCAGCGUUUUCACUGGCCCGACGUCCUUCAUGACGUCACGAGGUACAUUGAGUCAUGUGCAGAUUGCCACCGUGACAAGGGUCGAUCUCGAGUCCCCUUCGGCGAACUGAAACCGUUGCCGAUUCCUCGGACACCAUGCCUCUCCAUUGCUAUGGACGUGACAGGCCCGUUUCCCCGCGAUCGCCACGGCCAUGACGCGCCUGAGCUCGAACGACUCUUGCACACCGGUUGGAUUACCAACCAAGGUGUUCCGGAAGACAUAGUGAGCGACCGAGACACUCGCUUCAUGUCAGCCUUUUGGACUUCUCUCAUGACGGAGUCCAGCACGACAAUGAAGCCAAGCUCGGCUCGGCACCCGCAGACGGAUGGUCAGACGGAGCGAGCGCACCAGACCGCUCAGAUGAUGUUGCGUACACUCAUCCGUCCCGACCAGAAAGAUUGGGUUGACCGGCUUCCCGACAUCGAGUUCGCCUACAACACUUCGGUGCACCCGGCGAUCUGCGUCACACCAUUCGAGCUACAUCAUGGUGGAGAGAAAGCACGGAUCUUCGCUGAUAUCCUUUUCAUGGCAGACAUCACAUCUGCCCAAUGGCAGGCCAUGCUGGACGCAGCAAACGAGAACGAGAAACCGUUCUUCCAAAAGCUUUAUGAUGAUGCCGUGCAGAGGGAAAGGGAGGCAGAGGCAGCAGCCAGAGCCACAAGCAUAGCUGCUCUGGUGGCCCUCCUUCAGGUCCCGGAAGACGAUGCUGACCGGUUCCAGGAGAGGCUAGCUGCUGCCGUAGCAGCCUUGGUUCGACUGCGGAACUUAGAAGACCUUGAGUCCCGUGUAACAGCACUGGAGCAGUGGAACCAAGAGCUGCAGGCUGAGAUAAUCAGCCUCAAACAGUCUCAACUGUCUCCCCCCCGCCCUCCUAACCCUCGACCUGGUGCAGUCCCAGUCUCUCAAUCUAACACAGUCCUCAUGGCAAGAGCAAGUGGAACUGUGGCAAGCGCAGGAACCAGUGCCAGCUCCUCAAGCGGCAGCGCCGACAGUUCUGCACUAGUCAUAGUUCCAAAUGCAGGGACAUCAGCCCAAAACGCCACAGUCCUUACUGGCGUACAGUACAACGGUCCCGUAGUGGACAAGCGGGCGGCCACCUUGCCAUCCAAGUACGACGGGAAAGCGGAUAUCACCUCUUGGAUUAGUUCCAUGCGCUCAUACUUCGAGGUCAUGCGGACACCGCAAGAAGACCGAAGCAUGAUCAUGGGCACUAAUACUGAGCCCGCCGUACGGAACCACAUUGAACUCCAAGCUGUUGCUGCAGGUUAUGAAAGAAUUGACGUGACUGAGUGGCUGAAAGUAACCCCUGUACGCACCCUUGAGGACCUUCUCAUCACACGAUACCAAGAUAAGCACGCUGCGCUCAUGGCUAGGCUGAAGCUUGAGGCCCUCAAGGGCCAAACUUGGAGGUCCUCCAUGCAGGCUUUGGAACAUCACUUGACUGGUCUGUUCACCACUCCAGACCUGGGAAUGACCGACGUGUCUUGUAUGGAUGUAGUCAUGGGAGUGGCCCCUAAAGAAUACCUCUCCCUGCUAAGACUCAAAGACCAUACUACUUGGCGAGAGCUCAUGACGGAUCUAGUCAACCUAGAGGCCAAGGACCUUGCCAGGCGUAAGAAGGCGCCCGCUGCAGGUGGAAAACCACAACACAAGCGGUAUGGAAGCAGCAACCAGCUUGCCCUGCAUGAACAUCGGGAGGUUGAAGAUCAGUCCUACUGGAUGAUCUUUGUAAUUGCUGUAAAUUCUCGUUUUGAUUUUCUUUCUCGUGAUGAGGAUGAUCCUCCACCAGAAGUCCCAACAAACAUUCGUCGUCUAUUAGAUCGAUUCCCUGAAGUUCUGGCCGAACCUCGUGGAGUUCCCGAGCGUCCGGUCAAACACAAGAUCGAGAUAAUAGAAGGGAGUGUUCCUCCAAAGGGCUGCGUCUACCGUAUGGAACAAGGCGAGUUGGAGGAGUUGAGGAUGCAGAUUGAUGACAUGAUCGACCGUGGAUGGAUUAGGCCUAGUGAGUGCGAGUUCGGUGCACCUGUCCUGUUUGUGCCAAAGAAAGGAGGCAAACUCCGGAUAUGCAUUGGCUAUCGUGGCCUAAACCGUAUCACCCGAAAGAACCCGUAUCCCUUGCCUCGUAUAAAUGAUUUGCUAGAUGUUGCAGGUGGGUGCAAGGUCUUCUCCAAGAUCGACCUCAAGUCUGGCUACCACCAGAUUGAAGUUGAUCCGAGUGACCAGCACAAAACUGCAUUCAAAACACGCGAUGGGCUGUACGAAUUUAUCGUUAUGCCCUUCGGUAUUACGAAUGCGCCAGCCACAUUUCAGUGCCUCAUGGACAAGGUACUACGCCAUCAGCUCAACAGGUUUGUGGUUGUGUACCUUUACGAUAUCCUGAUUUUCAGCAAGUCCAUGAAAGAGCACGCCAAGCACCUUGAGGAGGUCUUGCAAGUCCUCAAGGAGGCACAACUGCACCUCAACUUAGAGAAAUCUGAGUUUGGAAGGGACAGCGUCAUCUAUCUUGGGCAUCAGUUGUCUGCAAACGGCCUUGAGCCGGAGGCAACCAAGGUUGAGGUCAAACGAAAUUGGCCUCAACCAGCGAACGUACGCGAACUGCGUUCUUUUCUUGGUUUGGCCUCAUAUUACCGGAAGUUUGUGCCUAAAUUUUCUGUCAUUGCUCACCCACUCUCGAGACUAACAAGUAAGAAUGUUGCUUAUGCGUGGUGUGAGAAAUGUGAGACUGCGUUCUAAGCCUUGAAAGAGGCAUUGUUUUUGACUUGCCUUGUGGGUUCGUAUGACCUCCGAAGGAAACUGAAGGAGGAUCUGGUCGAACACACCGCCAAGGAUCCAGACCUUAGUCCCAUCCUUGAGCAGCUCAAGGCUGACCCUAACAGUCAGCCUGAUUUUCACGAGUGCGAGGGUCUUGUAUUCCGCCGGUAUGGGAAAUUUUAUCGUCUGUGUGUACCCAACCAUGCGCCUCUCCGAACUCAUUUCUUGGAUUUGGCACAUGGUCGGAGUGGACAUUUCGACUUUGAGAAGACUUAUGGAAGUCUUCUGCAACAGUUUGAUUGGCCAGGGAUGAAAGGAUGUGCUCAGAAAUUUAUUACUGAAUGUCAAGUAUGUCAAAGAAUCAAGGUCCACAGGCAUA